UAAACCAUACUGAAACGUGUAGCAUGUGAAUUUUCGUGGUCACCGUUCAGUUCCUCUUCUCCUCUUCUCUCCGACUAUGGCUACUCAUCUUCUCAGGCUAUCUCUCUCCCCGCAACCUAAACUCUCCUUCAAUUCCACAGCCAACAAUCAUGACCUCCACUUCAUUUCUCUUCUCCCGCCGAAUCGACGCCGCAACCGCAACCUCCACCGCCGGGAAACUCUCCGGCCACAUCUCGCCGUAUCAAACUCCUUCCAGACCGAGACUAUCUCCACGGAAUCAGCAGCUGGUCUUCCAGGCCGAGCACAGGGCGAAGACUCACCGGUUCUACUCGACGUAACCGGGAUGAUGUGCGGCGCGUGCGUCUCCCGAGUCAAAAAAAUCUUAUCCGCCGACGACCGAGUUGACUCGGCCGUCGUCAACAUGCUGACCGAUACCGCAGCCGUGAAGCUGAAACCGCUCGAGGCGGAGGUGGAUUCGGCGAGUGUCGCGGAGAGCCUUGCUCGGAGACUGAGCGAUUGCGGGUUUCCGGCGAAGAGGAGAGCUUCUGGCUCGGGAGUGGCGGAGAGUGUGAGGAAGUGGAAGGAGAUGGUGAAGAAGAAGGAGGAUCUGGUUGCUAAGAGUCGGAACCGCGUUGCUUUCGCUUGGACUCUGGUCGCACUGUGCUGUGGAACGCACGCUUCGCAUAUUCUUCAUUCAUUGGGCAUUCACAUUCAUGGACCAUUUUUGGAAAUUCUUCACAAUUCAUACGUGAAAGGUGGUUUAGCUUUGGGCUCUCUCUUGGGACCAGGACGAGAGUUGCUCUUUGAUGGCUUAAGCGCGUUUAAGAAGGGGUCGCCGAAUAUGAACUCUCUCGUGGGAUUUGGUUCUGUAGCUGCUUUCAUCAUCAGUUUGAUCUCGCUAUUGAACCCCGGGUUGGCGUGGGAUGCGACAUUCUUUGAUGAGCCGGUCAUGCUUCUUGGUUUCGUGCUUCUGGGGCGUUCGCUCGAGGAAAAGGCAAGGAUUCAGGCUUCUAGUGAUAUGAAUGAACUUCUUUCACUGAUAUCUACCCAGUCAAGACUUGUGAUUACUUCAUCAGAAGGUUCCCCAUCUACUGACAGUGUGCUUUGUGGUGACACAAUUUGUGUUGAAGUCCCAACUGAUGAUAUUAGAGUAGGUGACUCGGUGUUGGUGUUGCCUGGAGAAACUAUUCCUAUAGAUGGAAGGGUUAUCUCAGGAAGAAGUGUUGUGGAUGAAUCCAUGCUUACAGGAGAAUCACUUCCAGUAUUUAAGGAAGCAGGCCUCUCAGUUUCAGCAGGAACUAUAAAUUGGGAUGGUCCUUUAAGGAUUGAAGCUACUUCGACUGGCUCCAACACAAUGAUAUCCAAGAUUGUACGCAUGGUUGAGGAUGCUCAAUCGCGUGAAGCACCUGUACAAAGGCUUGCAGAUUCAAUAGCAGGGCCAUUUGUAUACAGUGUAAUGACUCUAUCUGCAGCAACGUUUGCAUUUUGGUAUUUUAUUGGGUCACACAUAUUUCCUGAUGUUUUGCUCAAUGAUAUUGCGGGCCCAGAAGGAGAUCCCUUGCUUUUGAGUUUGAAACUCUCUGUAGAUGUUUUAGUUGUUUCUUGUCCUUGUGCACUGGGUCUUGCCACACCGACAGCGAUACUGGUUGGCACCUCACUUGGGGCAAGAAAAGGACUUCUUAUUAGAGGAGGGGAUGUGCUAGAACGCUUAGCCAGCAUAAAUUAUAUUGCUCUAGACAAGACAGGAACCCUCACUAGAGGAAAACCAGUUGUUUCUGCUAUAGGUUCUCUUCAAUAUGGUGAAUCAGAUAUUCUUCAGAUCGCUGCUGCAGUGGAGAAAACAGCAUCUCAUCCUAUAGCAAAGGCUAUUGUCAACAAAGCUGAUUCAUUAGACUUGGUCCUUCCAGUCACAAAAGGACAGUUAGUUGAACCAGGUUUUGGAACCUUAGCAGAAAUAGAUGGACGUUUGGUUGCAGUUGGGUCUUUAGAAUGGGUCCAUCAACGCUUCCAGACUAGAAUGAACCCAUCUAAUUUGAUGAAUGUGGAACAGACUUUGCUAAAUCAUUCAUUGAAUUCAACAUCUUCAAAGUAUUCAAGAACUGUUGUCUAUGUUGGACGUGAAGGAGAAGGCAUCAUUGGUGCUAUAGCCUUAUCUGACAUCGUGCGUGAAGAUGCUGAAUCUACUGUGAUGAGGCUCAAGCAGAAGGGGAUUAAAAUGGUUCUCCUAUCCGGAGACAGGGAAGAGGCAGUUGCAACCAUUGCAGAGACUGUUGGAAUUGAAAAUGAUUUCGUCAAAGCAUCUCUGGCUCCACAGCAGAAAUCUGAAUUUAUUUCUUCUCUGAAAGCUGCUGGGCAUCAUGUUGCAAUGGUAGGUGAUGGGAUAAAUGAUGCACCUGCUUUGGCUGUAGCUGAUGUUGGGAUUGCUCUGCAGAAUGAAGCUCAAGAGAAUGCUGCCUCCGAUGCAGCAUCCAUUAUACUUCUGGGGAACAAAAUUUCACAAGUUGUCGAUGCAAUAGACCUAGCACAGUCAACAAUGGCGAAAGUGUACCAAAAUUUGUCUUGGGCAGUAGCCUAUAAUGUUAUUGCCAUUCCCAUUGCUGCUGGCGUGUUACUUCCCCACUUUGACUUUGCUAUGACACCUUCACUUUCAGGAGGAAUGAUGGCUCUGAGCUCCAUCUUUGUGGUUAGCAACUCACUGCUUCUACAGCUCCAUGGGUCUCAGACUUCCAGAAAGGGCUCACUGACAUGAUAACAUAUCUUCCAUCCAUAUGAAAAUUUAUUUGUAUAAUGUAAAAAAAAUAAAACUGUUUUCACAGCACUUUGAAUCACAUCAUACUAUAAACUAUUUUUUAAAAAUUCUUUUACAUUUUAUAUGAAUGUUUUAAAUUUAGAUGA
Messenger RNA from Lotus japonicus, 2895 nucleotides. Its product is annotated as copper-transporting ATPase PAA2, chloroplastic. The coding region runs from base 77 to 2749 and encodes 890 amino acids. Gene Ontology annotation, cellular component: membrane. The record is from RefSeq and is a predicted model, not a curated record. Lineage: Eukaryota; Viridiplantae; Streptophyta; Magnoliopsida; Fabales; Fabaceae. Gene Ontology annotation, molecular function: ATP binding; P-type divalent copper transporter activity; ATP hydrolysis activity. Gene Ontology annotation, biological process: monoatomic cation transport; copper ion homeostasis. The transcript has 17 exons.